AGUUGGAAGUCAGUCGCCGGCGUAAUUGGUCUUGUGUUGGUUGGUGCUGUCGAAACCAUUCGUGCAUAACAAUAUUUUAUUAAUAAUAUACUACUUACCUAUUAUUUUAAUAUUGUUAUAAUAUUAAAAAUCAUUUGAAGUAUUUUUAAUUUGAGUGAUCAAAAUGAGUGAAUCAUCCUUAGGGAUCAGUCAACUCAUACCUCUGGAUACAGUUAGUGUACGGCAGAAGACGACUGUGUUCUCAGGCAACGAAUACGUGGUGGUUGAUUUCAACGGGCAGCAGCUGUUCCAUGCCAAGGAGUCUGGUGGCGCACUCAAUUUGCUCGGUGGCAAAAAUAGAGCAUUUGACAUCACCAUCACAGAUAUGCAGGAUAAUAAGGUGAUCACACUUCGUCGACCAUACACCUUCGGGCCUGACAAGAUGGAGGUGACGGUGUGCAAUCAGCUGGCCAGCGUAGUGCGCCAGGAGGUCACGUUCAUGAAACCGGUGCUGAACAUCAACGAUCCUCAAGACCGCCUCGUGUUAAGGGUCAAAGGACCAGCUGUAAGAACAGGAGAAUGUGACUUUGAGAUAUUUACCCCUAGCAAGAAACGUGUAGGUGUGAUUAGCAAGCUUUGGGGCGGAUGUGCUCGGGAGGCGUUAACUAGCAAAGACAACUUCAGAAUAAACUUCCCGACAGAUUUGGACGUGCGCUACAAGGCUGCACUCAUAGGAACGUGCUUCCUUAUUGAUUUCCUGUACUACGAGUGAUAGUCAUAGUGAUUACGAAAAAUUCUUUGCUUCCAUUUUAUAUUGUUUUUGAAAUAUUUAAUGUGUGAAUAUGACAAAGACAACAAAGAAAUUAAAUGAAGCGACUGCUUCAUUUAAUUUCUUUGUUGUCUUUAUAAGUAAACGGAUCCUAACUGAAUAAUUAGGAUCCGUUUACUUAUCAAUUACUGCGAACUAACAUAAAACUAAAAGGUGCAGAGAGCUAACAAAAUUAUAGUUGCUAGAGCUGUGGCUAGAGCCAACCCGGAUGUAUUGAACUUUUGUUGGAUUUUAAGUUUUGGAUUAAAAAGGAAAUGGAUCUAAAGGAUCCGUUAUUGCCAAGUGCAGAUGAUAAUGAGGUAGACGAUAGGUCGAAAGUGCUAUUAAUUCUAUGUGUCGUGAAAACAAUGGAUCAUACCACCGCUCACCAAAGAUUUGGGGCUAUGUUAAUUGGUGCUGUUACUUCAUAUAUUGCUCUUAUUAAGAGCCUACAUAAAUGCUUUAAGAGUUUGAAAGUAUUUCUUCAGGAGUACUAUAUAUUCAAGAAGUUUUACCAUAUGAUUAAAACAUAUUGUAUAAAUAUAAUGUAUGUUACAAACCAUAUGUAACUCUUAUUUCUGAUAAUAGUUUAAGAGCCCCUAACAAGAAUCUGCAAAAAUUUAUAACGAUUGAUUCUUCAGAAUGUGGAAGUGCUAGGGUAUUCAUCACUUAGAACUCAGUGCGUUGACAGUUGUUGGUCAAGUACUGUAACACCCGGUAAGAUGACAACAUGUAUUAAAGUGCUUCGCAAUAUUGUGACAUGUCUUCUCAAUAAGUAUAAUACAAUAAACUGUUUAUACAGUACAAUCGUGGAACACGCACUUCCAGCACGUCUUUGCAUAUGAAGCAAGUUGCGUAGAACGGUCUAAACGGCGCAGGGGAGCGACGGGCUUUGUAGGCCGUGGUCAGGAGAGUACUAUCUGGGAGGCCCGAGCCGACUAAGUACUGGAUACUGAGUGAUGUUCGAAGAAAGGUUUCCAAUGUACCCGAGCAUGUUAGUCCGUCAAUGAGUCAAUUUUCCUACGGUUCAAGGGUUUAUGGUUUCCUUGGUCCUGAAGGAGUGGGUAUACCUUAGCGCAGGCAUGUCAAACUUACGGCCCGCGAUCGCAAUAUAUCAUAGAUAAAAAACUGUUUUUUCAUGUUUUAGACUUGACGGAAGUUUAAAAUGGACACGCUUUAUUUAUAAGUAAUUUCAAGAGUAGCGCGUGCUUAGAUGAGCGAGAGAGUGUUAGUUAUUUAACAAAACUACGCUCAUUCUGACCUUUAAUCUGAUUUCUAACAACGGUGUAACUAAAUACCCAAAUAAAGAUGUAUUUAUUAUAUAUUUUUUAAUUCGAACCUGAUCCACCUACAUAUUUUGAAUGUAAUAUACUCGUAUAACCUAUAAAUUAGAGUUGGACGCUGUUAUAUGGGAUUAGAAGAGAGUGUCAUAUACUGUCGGUCUUGAAAUUGGAAAUGCUUGAAGCACAAGUUAAGCAUUUCGCCAACAAAUAAAUAAAAAAGGGGUACUGAGAGAUACUGAGUAUGACUCUUAGUACUUUCACAUUCGGAAAUAUCAAAGUUAUCAAACUCUAACUCUAAAUUUAGCCAAGAACUAAAUUUAUAAUGUCGACGGAAAUAUUUCUAUUAACAUUAAAAUCCAUAAUAGUUUGUUGCUACAGUCUACAUAUUAAUAUACUAUCUCAGUAUAGGCUGUACCUAUACUCUUAUGUAAACAAUUCCGUGAACCAAAUCUUUUGGAAGUGCUUAUCAGUAUUUGGUAUAUUAUUAUAACGACUUUACCACCUUAAGCGAACGAGGCUAAAGCUAACAUUUACAUUUUUUUUUGUCAAAAUUGUCAAAAAAUAAAGUAUCUAAGAUUUAAUAUUUAAACUUUUUUUUUAAAAUUUGUUUUAACUGAUGUUUAACGCGCUUAAAUGUAUUUAUAACAAACUAAAGAAGUGGCGUGCGCUGAAAUUUUUAGAUUGAUUUUAUUAUGUAUUUUAUACUUUGUUUUUAAGUUUUUAAUUGUAUUAUUUUAAAACGCAAUAAAUGUGUAUAAGAUUUAUUAGAGUUUCUUAAUUCAGUUAAUUUAUUAACGUUAUCACAGUGGGUUUGUUAAGAAAACAAGCGAAGGAAUCAGUCAAUGAAGGCAAAAAACUGAGAAAUUGAAUAAUAAAUUUUGCCAAGCAGCAUGAAUUUGUAAAAAUAAUACGGAUUAAUGUUAUACUUACCCUCUACUUUAAAAUUGAAAUUGACCAUGUGUUCCAGGCCGCUAUUUCUCUGAGGUAAGAUUCAAAUUAUUCAAAACCGAAACAACUUACAAUGUCAUUAGAUGUAAUUUUAAAAUCUCAAUAAUAAAUAGAAUUCGUCUUAUAGUAGCUCGGUGGCGUAGUGGUUAAGCGCCGCGGCCCGCGAUCGUUGUCGUUAAGCAACUUUCGUAGGGGUCGGUCACGGGAUGGGUGACCAAAAAAUUAUUAUCUCGAGCUACUCCGUGCUUCGGAAGGCACGUUAAGCCGUUGGUCCCGGCUGCAUUUGCAGUCGUUAAUACCCUCCAAUCCGCAUUGGGCCAGCAUGGAGGGUCAUGGCCCAUCCUCCUUAACCAUCCAUAAGGAAGGCCUGAGCCCCUGCAGUGGGGACAUAAAAAGGCUGAUGAUGAUGAUGAUGAUGUCUUAUAGAUCAUUCGAUCUAUCGUGCAAUAAGACGAUAAAUUUAUAGUACUCGAGAAAUAUCAAAACUCGCCAUUAGGUAGCUAGACAUUACGAAAGUAAACUUAUAUAAAUAUGUAUAUGAGUAGAUGCUGUCGUUGGGGGGCACAGUCGACUUUACAAGAAUCUGAGAAAACAUCUGGUUAUAGAAAUCCAUUAGAUUGCAGAUGAAAAAAUUACAAACUUUUUUAAAUUUGCCGUUUUAAAGUUAGCGCUGGUCAAAUCUUGUAAGCUAAAGACUCGUUUCCCAGUGCUCGAUUAAGCCGCAAUAGGGAUGAUGACUGUGUUAAAAAAAGAAAUUCUAUUUAGUCCGUCAAUCAGAUAAUAGGAAAAUAUAAGAUACGUAUUUUUUUUGCUUCAAUUUAACAAGAAAUGGCUUAAGUAAUAAGUAUUAAAGUGGAAGAGUUGGGGUUCGCUACGUCACAGUUUUGUAGAAAAUUUACAAAAGCGUGACGUCAUACCCAGAAGCUGGUAGCUCAGUGGUUAGAGCAGUCGCCCGGAUUCGGGAAGGUCGUGGGUUCGAGUACCAUCUUAGAGUGCCAGGCACAAAGUGGGUUUUUUAAUCGUUUUUCAAUAAGAGUAUUUUUCAGUAUAACAUUGCAAAUGUAAAAUUGAUCAAAUAUAAUAAUUAGAACAAAUUUUCAUCUUUAUUGAAAGUUUAAAUAUUUGUAUAAAAUAUUUCUUCCAGCUGUUUAGGGGAUUGUCUUAACAUUGAUGAAAAAACGCUUUUUAGUAGCGAGAAGUAACACGUGCUUGAAAAAAUCGACAGACCUAUUAGGUCCUGGAUUGGUCAGUGGUUAGAGCAGUCGCCCCGAUUGCAAAAGGUUAUGGGUUUGAGUUCUAUCUUAGAGUGCCAGGAACAAGCAUUUUUCAUAAAGAAUAUUAUUUAUUUUACUUAUAAAGUUAUAAAAUUUUUAACUAAUAUUUAACACGAGUUUAGUUUAUAGCAACAAAGAUAAACUUAUCUAUGUGUCGAUACCGUGACCCUGUCCUCUUAGAUAAGAGUAAUGUUACGGUAAGGCAACUAGUUCUAGGUAUUUUAUAUGAAAU
Molecule: messenger RNA, 4524 nt
Organism: Diatraea saccharalis (sugarcane borer)
Lineage: Eukaryota; Metazoa; Arthropoda; Insecta; Lepidoptera; Crambidae
Source: the annotation of a GenBank genome assembly